AUGGUUGCCGAGGCAGACUCGGCCUCUCAGAGCAGCGGUCUGCGGCUGAAGCAGGAGAUUUCCCUCCUUCAUGGGGUCUGUCUCAUCGUGGGAAAUAUGAUUGGUUCUGGCAUCUUCGUCUCACCUAAGGGGGUUCUUCUAUAUACAGGCUCAUUUGGCCUGUCCCUGGUAGUGUGGGCCAUUGGAGGAAUAUUUUCUGUUUUUGGAGCGUUAUGCUACGCUGAGCUUGGAACCACUAUCCACAAAUCUGGAGCUUCCUACGCCUACAUCCUGGAGGCCUUUGGAGGCUUCCUAGCUUUUAUUCGACUGUGGACGUCAUUGUUGAUAGUGGAACCAGCCUGUCAGGCAGUGAUAGCCCUGACCUUCUCCAACUACCUAGUCCAGCCUUUUUACCCAACGUGUUCAGCCCCCUACUAUGCUGUCCGUCUCAUCGCUGCUGCCAUUAUAUGUCUCUUGACUUGUGUGAACUGCAUGAAAGUGAAAUGGGGCGCUAUUCUUCAGGUCUUCUCCACCGUAGCCAAGGUUCUCGCUCUCAUCGUCAUCAUCAUCACCGGCAUGGUUAAGCUGGCACAAGGUUUUGACCAGAACUUUGAGGACUCAUUCAAAGGGUCCAAGCUGAACCCUGGCGACAUGGCCUUGGCCCUUUAUUCAGCGCUCUACUCCUACUCAGGCUGGGAUACUCUCAACUUCAUCACAGAGGAAAUCAAGAACCCAAAGAGGAAUCUGCCCUUAUCCAUCGCUAUUUCCAUGCCUAUUGUAACAGUGAUCUACAUCUUGACCAACGUAGCUUAUUAUGUCGUCUUGGAUGCAGACACAGUGCUCAACAGUGACGCUGUUGCCGUGACAUUUGCAGAUGAGGUGCUGGGCUGGGGUCGCUGGUUGAUCCCUCUGGCUGUGGCCAUUUCCUGCUACGGAGGUCUCAACUCCUCCAUCAUCGCUGCCUCCAGGUUGUUUUUUGUUGGUUCCAGAGAAGGCCACCUACCUAAUGUCCUGUGUAUGAUUCACAUUAAGCGUUACACUCCAAUUCCUGCCCUGCUUUUCAAUGGUGGCAUGUCUCUGUUGUAUCUCUCCGUGCCUGACGUGUUCCAGUUGAUCAACUACUUCAGUUUUAACUACUGGUUGUUCAUCGGCCUCUCAAUUGCCAGCCUGAUUUAUCUUCGCUUCACAGCUCCUGACCUGCCUCGACCUGUUAAGCUGUCUCUGUUUUUCCCGAUCGUUUACUGCCUGUGCAGCGUGUUCCUGGUGGUGGUGCCUCUCUACAGCGACACAGUCAACUCUCUUGUAGGAAUUGGGGUGGCGCUGUCCGGAGUACCAGUCUACCUCCUAUGCAUCCGCUUGCCAGCCUCCUCCAGACCAGCCUUCCUUAGAAAUAUACUUGACAGGAGCUCUCUGGUCACCCAAAAACUCUGCAUGUGUUGUGUGGCCUCCAGUGACAUUGAUCUGGACAACCUUGACCCAGAAAAGAUCGAGUGACGGAGCGACAAGUUCUCUAAAGUAACCACGUGGAAGGAAUGGGAGGAUGAGUGAAAGACAGAAGCUGCAGACAAUCAGAAUAUGGAUGUGUACGAUUGGAUCGGUUUUUAAAGUUAAAAAUGCACACAUUAGUUCAACACACCUCAAUACACCCAAUCCCUCCUCUCUCUCUUUCUCUCUCUCACUCACUCUCUCUCUUUCUCUCUCUCUCUCACUCUCUUUCUCUCACUCUCACUCUCUCACUCUCUCAUGGCAUUGCCAAGAUUAACUCACUGAAGAGCACAUUCUCAUGGUGGCACACAAUGCAGUGUUGGCUCUAUGAUUCCAUCCUCACGUGCUCAAACACUGCAACUCACAAGCACAUGAGCUGAAAAACUUACGGUGACACUGAAACACACAAGAAAUAAUAAUCCAGUCCAGAGGUAGUUGACUCAGCAGAGAGGGCUGAGUGGAUUAAUUCAACAAUAAUAGGAAGGUACAGACAAAACACAGGUGGGAAAAAAACAUUUUGUUCAUUCCUUACAUGUUAACGAAGCUGGUGACCCCUCGUCACAGUUUGGAAAGGUCAGUAGGUUGUUUCCUCCUUCCUUCAUUUUUAGGAACCUUAACGUCAUAAAAUUUCUCAGUUCCUGAAAGUAAGAAGCCUUGUUAUAGAUGUAUAGUUAUGUAUGUGUGAAGUUAGACUAACACACGACAGACAGAAGGUGAAUUUAGAAGGUGCUAUGAAUGGCGACAAUUUUGCACAUUUUCUCUUUAUGUUGUUGUAUAAUUACCGUGUUUAUAGAAAGCUUUAUUCUCAUCUUUGAACUGAACUAAAUGACCAAAUGAACAGGUGUCAAGGUUUUGUAGGAAUUAGCAAAGAAAAGAGAUUAAAUACAAGUGCUGUUAUUUCUGUCAGUCAGUUUAAGCCAGGUGUAAUGUGUCUGUUGACUCAUGGUUUUAUUUAAAGAGGGGUAAUCCUACAUGAUCAUAGCUCUGUCAACACGAUCGUCUGUCCUGUGAAAUCUUUUCUCUCUUCUGCAAAAUCCUUUGUUUGCAUCUUCAGGGCUGUGUCUGAUGUCUGGGGCCUCCUAGUGGCCUCAAGCAGCAAUGUCCCAGGGGUCACUCAUGAGUUUAUUGGUUUUGUGUAUGUUGCUCCUGUCGUUUAUCACCUCAUUCUCUCAAGUGUUACUGAAAUCAAAUGGGCUUUAAAAGUCAAAGCUCACGUGAACUGAUGGAUUGUGUGUUUUUUCCAUGGGGAUGACUAUGUAGAUCCGAACCUCAGGAUCGACCAUGCUGAUGUGCACACGCUGUCGCAGAUUUUUAUUCUUACUCGCUCUUGUCUUAAGAAUUAGUAUUACAGUUAGGAUAUUUAACCCAAUAUUGUAGAGAUCACCAACUUGGACCAUUUAUUCCACGGUACAUAACUGAAAGUCUGUUGAGCCUGUAGCAAAGUGUCUCUUGGUUCGGUGAGAACAUCGUAGCAUUAGUUUCAGCCACAGGCAGAGACGAGCUGAACUUUGGUGUUAGCGUUGUUCUCUAAUCCUUAGUGACUGUACCUGCCUGCUCUGCUUUUGAUAUCGUAAUGUACUUUACCGUGAGCACAGUCAUACUGACACAUGUUGCUGUAGGAGUUGCCAAACCUUCCUCAGGAUACUUUUUUCCUGUUUUCAGUCCAAGUGGCUUCUUGAACCAGUUGUCGUUGAGGUCAGUGAACUUUCAGAUGGAAAUAAUCAGGGCUCAGCUUAAAUUAAUUGAGUGUCUUCUCAUAAGCACCUUCAUAACAACAGCCAACAGAAGAACACGUGUGUAUCUGUAAUGUUGCUUCUCUGGAGUCGAUAUGUAAACCAAACCAGCCAGUUGUGUGUGUGUGUGUGUGUGUGUUUGAUUGUCAUUGGCCAUAUAUCUGGAGUAAAGAGUAUUUCCAUGUAUCAUGUUAUGAACUGUUCUAUACACAAAUUUGUCUAUCUGGUCAGGUUAAU
Limanda limanda (common dab) is the source of this 3434-nucleotide messenger RNA. RefSeq names its product Y+L amino acid transporter 2-like. Lineage: Eukaryota; Metazoa; Chordata; Actinopteri; Pleuronectiformes; Pleuronectidae. The transcript is spliced from 11 exons. Gene Ontology annotation, biological process: amino acid transmembrane transport. Gene Ontology annotation, cellular component: membrane. Gene Ontology annotation, molecular function: basic amino acid transmembrane transporter activity; L-amino acid transmembrane transporter activity. The record is from RefSeq and is a predicted model, not a curated record. Bases 1 to 1473 code for a protein of 490 amino acids.